UUUACAAGAACAAGAACGAGUGUUUAUGUACUAACGUCAGUCUAUAACCAGGUGUACAAGAGGUCAGGUCAUGCGCACAUUGAUUCUCUUAAUUUCGCUGUCAAUGAUGGCGUGGGUCGGCAGCUGUUCACCGACAGAUCGCGAUGACAAUGGUUUUAAAUCUUUAGAUCAGCGUUUGCUCGUCCGAAGAUCUUCACAUGCACAAGAUGUAAAGGGAAGGAAGACACCAUCUCAUCAUAAUCCUCAAGCGACAACAAAGUCUCGUCCAGAGUUAAAUCUGCGUAAAGGGGAGUACAUGUGCUCAGGGCGAGUCUGCAAACUGAGGCCAGGGGAGAUACCGCCCGGUUGCAAUGGCGUCUGUCAAUAUCCCGUCUUAUAGUAGUUCUAAGAGUUUUUACUAUAAUAUUUGAAUGAUUUGAUUAAUAAAAAUGUGCCCGCAAUGUCAAUAUUGCGGUAUAGUUUUUUAUUAAGUUUAAAGUUAUAUUUGUGAAGGUAAAAAAAAUUAUAAAUAAACUUGACAAAAUAACACUAGAUAAUGUAAAAAAUCGACCCCAAAUCGCUCGGGUAGGGUGCCCAAGAGGCUGGCGGCAUUUCCCCGUUGAAUGGCCAGGCUCAACCUUUGUCUGAAAUGUGCGCCAGCCCUUGGCUCCUCUGAGGUGUGCGGAAAGCUCCUUAAACAGCUGACGGGCUUCCGCACCCCAAGGCCUCCACGGCAAAAGGCGCAAAUGUUUACGGGACUCCCAAGACCGCAUAUUAACGCCUUUUAUUGGUUUUGGCUUUGCCAGCGGUCGCUCUCACGUGGAAUGGGGCACAGUGUCCACGCAUGUGGCAUCUCACACUAGUGACCGCCCGUUUUUCCACGGGAUGAGCGUCAUACCAUCGGGCCUCUUGCCAUUGUCUUUUUUUUUAAAUUAUUUGUGAAAGGCAAAAUAAAAAAAUACAA
This is a messenger RNA of Papilio machaon (common yellow swallowtail), 943 nucleotides long. RefSeq lists its product as uncharacterized. Bases 71 to 379 code for a protein of 102 amino acids. NCBI's taxonomy places the organism in Eukaryota, Metazoa, Arthropoda, Insecta, Lepidoptera, Papilionidae. The record is from RefSeq and is a predicted model, not a curated record. The transcript is spliced from 3 exons.